AUGUCGGCGACCAUCUUGGAGCAGACCCGAGGCGCCCAUGAGGACAUGGAGCGGCUGGAGCGGCUGAUCGUCAAGGACCUGAAGAACGAGGUGAGGACGCAUCAGGAGAAGCUGCACCAGAACCACCGCGUGCGGAAGAACCUGGACAUCAUUCAGGAGAGGGCGGCGAAGCUGGCUCGCACCUAUGAAGACUUCGAUGGCUCCCGGAGGGAAGAGAUAUCGUCGUUGGCAGGCGAGAAUACUUACAGUAAAUUUUACGAUCGAUUGAAGGAGAUCAAGGAUUACCACAGGAAGCACCCAAAUACAGACAUAACUGAGGCUGCCAACGACGAAGCCCUUCUUAGCUAUGAGCCACACGUCGAGUUCACCGGGGAGGAGUGCAGCGGCCGGUACCUGGAUCUCCAUGAGCACUUCAAUCGCUUCAUCAACGCGAAAUUUGGACAGCAGGUCGAAUACCACGAAUACCUGAGUUCGUUCACUGCAUUUGAGUCGGUGGAAAAACGACACAAGCUCACGAAGGCCUACAGGGAAUAUGUUGACCUAUUGCUUUCGUACUUGGAGUCGUUUUACGAAAGGACACAACCGCUGGGAUACCUCCCAAGGCAAUACAAAAGGGGACUUGUUGAGGCAGUACAGGCAGUACCAGGAGUUGUGCCAUCAACAUGCCUGUUGUUGGCGAAGCUGCCUGACAGCUGUGGCUUGAAGAUGAUUUCAGGCCGGCCUGGGAUGCUGGAGUGA
This is a messenger RNA of Ostreobium quekettii, 738 nucleotides long. Lineage: Eukaryota; Viridiplantae; Chlorophyta; Ulvophyceae; Bryopsidales; Ostreobiaceae. The record is from the annotation of a GenBank genome assembly.